Messenger RNA from Neurospora crassa OR74A, 883 nucleotides. RefSeq lists its product as hypothetical. Lineage: Eukaryota; Fungi; Ascomycota; Sordariomycetes; Sordariales; Sordariaceae. The transcript is spliced from 2 exons. The coding region runs from base 350 to 883 and encodes 177 amino acids. The record is from RefSeq and is a predicted model, not a curated record. Gene Ontology annotation, molecular function: protein binding.
GGCAUGGUUCAUCUCAUCUGAUUUCAUUCGGCCAUGAUCCAGUACGCUUCGUAAGCGCAUUCUCCUUUGUUGGUCUCCCCUCAGCCUCCUCCGUCAGUAUCCCUUCACGAGAAUGCGCCUUGAUCACAGACCGUCCCUUUGUCCAGAGGCUUCUCUGAUCAAUUGAGCUUUGAGUUACGGAUAUGACACGAAAAAUGACAAAUGGCGGUUAUAACCCCAUUCUUCUUCACUCUUCCUAUGCGUUUCCGUGGUGCAUCGAUAAAGCCAUUUUGAAGAUGACAUGCACCCGGUUGCACACUUGAUUGCUGGUCUUAUCUGAUCAGAGGUCAAAUAUUCUAUCGUUCUGUAUAUGUUACUCCGUCAAGCCCCUGGAAUGGCGCACCUACAAGGUGGAUCAGUGUCCAGAGGUUCUGCCGCCGCUAGGAUCGAAUCAAUCAGAGCUAUCAACAAGUCCCUUAUUCGCUGCAAGAUCCUUCUCGAGUGUGGGAGCACCGCUGACUUCACCUAUGACCACUGCAUCUCACAAUGGCAAGGGGAACAGUGCCCGAGGCCUUUUGCUUCGGUCCUGUCCAGCUCUAGAGCAAGGACAGCCACAGCUCUUUCCCACGCCGAUCACGCCCUCGACCUCGCUUCGUACUACGACCAACCCCAGCUGGUUGCAAAAUCCCAGCUCUUCCGCGGCCACUGUUUCCGCCGAAUGGCCCAAUGGGACAAGGCAUACUGGUGUUACGUUCGCGCGGCAAGCGUGCGCGAGUUCGCGGCCGAAAAGGGGCCAGAAGGACUAGAGGCUUCAACGAAAGAGUGCCAGAGGAUGUUAGGCAGAAGGAAAGAGAGUCACUACUCCAGCGCUAGCGAGGAGAUUAGUAGUGGUCACCCUCUGUAG